Messenger RNA from Solenopsis invicta (red fire ant), 7717 nucleotides. RefSeq names its product tektin-3. Lineage: Eukaryota; Metazoa; Arthropoda; Insecta; Hymenoptera; Formicidae. The record is from RefSeq and is a predicted model, not a curated record. Gene Ontology annotation, cellular component: microtubule cytoskeleton; nucleus. The coding region runs from base 2876 to 5182 and encodes 768 amino acids. Gene Ontology annotation, biological process: cilium assembly; cilium movement involved in cell motility. The transcript is spliced from 2 exons.
UCUAGGCGCAUCGAAGAUGGCGACCGGAGGGUAGGGUCGGACCGCAGACGCUCACCGCAAGACAACCUCUUCCCCCCGGUGGAGACGGCCGUGGAGUAUCGGGGCGAGCCGCCCGCUCGGGUCGAGUCCGGGGUGAGUAGGCAGAGCCGCGUACGCGGAAAUCGCUUCGUUCCGAGUAUCACGUGUGCGGCACCUCUCACACCUGUCGGCGGCGGUGACGGCGACGGCGGGUAACUAACUAUCGGCUGGCGGCGCGCGAUCGACGAAAUCUCGCGCGAUCCCCUUCGCGGUCUUUCGAUCUGGUGGCGGGUUUCUCCGGUUUUCCGCUAAUUCAGGAUUCCGUCGGGGUGUGCAGUGGCUAAAAACACACUAACCCACAUAUAAUUCUCUCGUUCUUCAUUCGUGUCGGCGCCUAAAUAGCAAUUAACGCACGCGUAAUACGUAUUCACACGCUCGUCAACGUCUAGUCAGAGAGAUAGUGGAAAAAGAAAGAAGAAAUGAAUCGGCGAAAAAGGAAACCGUAACGUUCUGAUCGAGAUAAGGGUCACAUGCGAGAGACUGUAGCCAAGCCAAAGUGUGUAAAUAUAGAAACAAGAUAAGUAAGCUGAUUCAGAGGGAUCUCUCAACGGUCAUCCUCCUCGUUGGUGGUGAUAUCAUACCAAAGAAAGAAUUCGAUCCCUGUACCAAGUUCCUCCACAUUCCAACGAAAUCAACAUGUUCGAAAUAACGAGAUGUAGAAGCGAGCGAUCACUCGACUUUGAAUUUUGGAAAAUCAAUCGUGAAGCCUUCAUCGAUGUCGAAGAAUAAUUUAAACGAAAUAUAAGAAGGAUUUAAUCGUCAUCCAAGUAAUGCCAUUCGAUUGCUAAGAGAUUACGUUUGAGUGCGACGAAGUAAACGAAAGCGCAAAGGAAAUUACGUAGCUUUUUGAAAAACGAUCGGUGGAAGUAUCCGGCGAAAUGUGAAUCCGAAAUGUGAUAUCGACGACGCGACAGCACGAAAAUUGUGACGAGCUGGUUGAGUUCUCUGGUAACAUCGAUGCACUGUUGGCCGGGCGAGUCAGCGUUUCCAAUUUCAGCGACCACAGAGAGCGUGAGACAAAACGCGAGAAGAUUCCCCUUUGUUGAAAAACCUUUUCGCUAUUUAUCAUAGUCUUUGCACAAAAUCGAUAGCGUCGAAAGGGGACGUUGUUACUUACCGUAAACUGUUCAUUCGUUGCUACGUUAAGAGAGAGAAAAUGCUGUCGCAGCUAGAGGGAUGAAGUUCUCAAUGAAUUUCGUCGAUCUUCGAUGUAGGAAACUUUCUCUCUGUUAAACAAAUUUCAUAUGACAAUAUAAUUAAUACGAAAUAAAAGUAAUAACUUAUCGGAAAAAUUAAUAAUCGAUUGAUGAAGCUGAGAUACAUAGAAAAAAAAAAAAUACAUUAUUUGAAAAGGCAUAUGCUGUGGAGAUUCAAACGCCGCUUACACUUUAAAUUAAUGAGAACCAUAGGCAAGGCAGGCAGGACAAAUUACGUAAUACGUUUCGAACGUUCUAUUCGGAAUCAUCGAAACGAAUUAGCAUUGAAGUAAAACAAGCAAUGGUAACUGCUGCGUCCAGGCGAACAGGGUGAAAAAGGUGAGAGGUCGUAGACAGCAGGAAGGAAGGAAGGAAGGAAGGAAGGAAGGAAGGGAGGGUUGGUGAUAGUCCGUCUGGAAGAACGCGGACAGGGUGACGGUGUUGUAGAAGCGAGGGGGUACAGCAAGCAGCGGGGGAGGAAGAGAGGAAGAGGGAGCUCUGGUUAUCGUCGGGAGGGGUGUGCAUCGGGGCUGAUAUCGACCGAGGAUUGCGCUUGCGUGGAAAAAGGCACGAGCGCAUUCGCGCGGUCGUUCCGGGAGAGCAACGGCGCCCUCCGCGUCGAAAGAGGAAGAGCUCUCCCGUUCCCCGUCGUCAGUCGAUCGUCGCGUCGACGAGGAACGGGCCGACCAUCGUCAAUCGUCCAAGGAAGACUUCCGGUAUUCUUCUGGCAGAGCCGGUAGAGGCCGGGUGCACGACACGGAGAUUCCAACGCCCGCACUGGUCCGCACUUCCGGGAGCGAACUGCCCGGGCACGACCUCACGGAGAGCUCGACACCGCGUCGCGAAGAUCGUCAUCGUCGCCGGAGGACGGGGAAAAACCAGAGCGGUCGGUGUCCGAGGCGGAGGGGAGGCGUAAGCGAGGUAUAUAUCGGACGAUAAGAGCGCGAUAAGCGGGCCGCGCUUUAUAAACGCCUAUACGUGUGCGCACCUCUUCUCUCUCCUCUCCGCCUCUCUUGCUCUCUUGCUCUCUUGCUCUCUUGCUCUCUCUCCGACCUCGUCACGCUGAUAAAAGACGAAUCUAGAGUUUUCCUCGAGAGAGACCUCGUCACUACCAGUUCGGAACUGACGGUGUCCCGUGACGUUCAUUAGAGCAGUGCAACGAACGACUACUUAAUUUCCGGAUCCACUGGAUUUUCUCAAAGCUUUCGUUCCAUCGUUGAUAACGAUCGGGGUCACGGUUGCGUACCGUACGCCGUGUUCGAGAUGUGAAGCGACAUCGAUGCCUGGCGAUUCUGUUCAGUUUGAUUUGGAGAUGUGAAUCGUACAGGAAAAUAAAUUUACAGACUGAAUAAGUGCAAUCUAUAAAGAAUCUCGAACUAUAUAUUGCACGAUACAUUAUCAAAUUUCGUAUCUGAAUCCAUCAACUUGGGGGUAGUAACGCGUGCUUACAAGUGUGACCGGAGAAAGAAGCCAUGAUCGAUAUUAUCUUAAUGCAAGUGAUCAACACGUCGUACGAUAUGCAGAGAUAAUCAAAGUCGAGCGUCGAAAUCUCUCGAAGCGUUAUCGAUAAUUCCAUACUGCUUGGAUGAACGCACGACGCGAUGCAGCAGCAAACGAUCUCGCAUAAUAUAACCGGGCCCGAGCAGUCGCAAGAGGAAGUUCAGCUGACCGAAUUGCUGCCGGUAAAGCAAUCGCGUAUUAAAGAAAAUGUCUUCAAGAAUGCCGACGCGACCGACGCUUUGAAGGCGCUCAUGAGUCUCUCGGGCGAUUGCGACGAUAGCGAAAGCUUUGACCUGCAAGAGUUCAACUUCUACAAGAACAUCGAACAAUUUGACCACCAGAGCAGCAAGCAUCGACGAAUGGAUGGUCAACGGAAGAGAUCAAUGGAAAAGACUAGAAACGGUGCUAGAAACGUGGACUUAAAUAAAGAGAAAAAUAGCGAGAUGGCGGAGAAGAAAGUUCGUGAUGACAGAAAAAUCGCUCGCGCGAAAACGCUGAAGAGGAAGCUGGUGAAAUCGAGCAAGAAGAAAGAUGAGAGCAAUUAUGGAACGAAUGGGAAAUUAAGUAAGAGAGAAAUCGCUCGAUACGAUGACGAUGAUGACGAUGAACAAUUGUACUUGGACCUGGAAAAAAAAGAUUGCUUUAAGGACGAAGUUUACGUAUACAGACAGGAACCAUUGGAUUUGGCCUCGAGUUCGGAACCAGAGGAAUCAGAAGCGACCAGUCACAAGGAUCUUUGCAAGAAUUAUCUCACCACAGAUGGAAAAGGAAAAUUUGCUGACAAGGUCUCUGACAUAGAUGACAAGAACGAAAAAUGCAAGUCCAAGGCAGAUGAUGACAUUAUUGAUAAAGAAAAUCCCGAAAAAGAGCUCAGAUUAAAAAUGGACGCCAUCAUUCAAGCGAAUUAUUUGCUGGAGCACGAGAAAAAUGAUGUCGCUUCUAGCAAAGUUAAAGUUAUGGAAUUUAUCAGUACCUCCUCCACUGCCGCCUCGAUAAACGCAAAAAAUGACGACGGUUCUAUAAAUAAUUCGGCAGAACCAAAAAAGAAGAAGAGGAAGAAGCGAAUUGACCAAGCCAAACAGUUGAAGGACCAAGGGGAUCCUCAGGAGGAUCAAGAAAAUCCUCAGAAGGAACAAGAGAAUCUUCAGAAAGACGAAGAGAAUUCUGAGAAGACUUUCUGCUGUGUUGUAUGUGACGCGCGUUUUAAAGGCAGCGGUGGUCUACGGAAUCACUACAAGGUGGUGCACGGCGCCGGACCGCUGUACAAGUGCAACGAUUGCGGCAAGGAAUUCCCGCUUAAGGAACGCCUGAAGCUGCACGUGCGCACGCACACCGGUUUCAAGCCGUACAAGUGUCCGGAGUGCAACAAGAGCUUCGCGCGGGGCGGCCAGCUGGUGCAACAUCGUCGUACUCACAGCCAGGACAGACCGUAUCGUUGCAAACUGUGCUCCAACACCUUCACGUGCUCGGCCAAUUUGGUGUUACACCUGAAGCGCCACAACGGCCAGAAGGAUCACAAGUGUGAUCUGUGCGGACGCGGCUUUGUACGUCGCGACGCCCUGAAGAAGCAUCUGGAGUGCCUGCAUCGCGACGUCAAGUCGUUCAUCUGCGCGAUCUGUAAUAAGACUUUCAAGGGUCACCUACCACAGCACAUGAGGACACACGCGCGCGAUCGUCCGCACGGCUGUGCCACGUGUGGCCAGCGAUUCGCUCAGAAAUCUCAACUAACCGUGCACCAAAGGACCCAUUCCGGCCAGCGACCGUUUCGCUGUCUAGUCUGCUGGCAAGCUUUCGCCCAUUCGACCGCCUUGAAGCUACACACCCGACGUCACACUGGGGAACGGCCGUUCAAGUGUUCCGAGUGUAAUGCCGGCUUCACUCAACUGCCACAUUGGAAGAAGCACAUGAAAUGCAUACAUGGUAAAACUAAUCCAUACGGCUGUAAGCAUUGCAAAAGCUUUUUUAGGAUUAAGACCGACCUGGACAACCACGUGAAGACUUGUCACUCAGGGAUGGAGACGGAAGAUGACGAAGACGAUUACGUCUUUACUGGACCGGCUGGCGAUUCCGAGGUUGUCGAAAAGAUCACUGUUACCGCGAGAUAUAACCGGCUGACAGUGGGAAAGAUGCGAUUGCUGCUGGCUGUAUUGCUGAAGAGGAUCAGUAAACAGGAACGGUUAAGCGAGCUCGGCUUCGGCAAACGUCUUAUCGACGAGGUUCUUCAGGACUCUCUGGUGUCCGCUGGUAAGGAACCGGUGUAUCCGGGGAACGGUAUGUCCGAGCUUGAGGCUCUCACUCGGAAUCUAGAAAUCUUUCUAGAAUGGACGGUGCCGAAGGAACACUUGGAGAAAUUUCGUAAAAUGAAAAAGUCGCCCGGAGAAAUUCUGGAAACACUUACAGCUACGUAAACGCGUUCGUCUAUUAAAGAAAUAGCUUUAUUAUUUUCCUCGGUGUGAAGAUUAGAAGGAAGUGAGAUCAAAUCAAUAUAUAAUAUUGAUUAUGAAGUGAUGUCGCGCACAUUUGUAUGAAUAAUAGCAAGUUUUCUGUAUUUUUAGCCAAAAUUUGCAUCCAAAUUUAAUUAUUUUGUCAGAGUUCUCCUUUUUCUAAUAUUUCGAUUUUUUUACCCAACAUUGUACGUAGUUUUUUGUUUGUAAAUUUUUUUCUCCUUUACAUUUAUAAUUCAUGGUUUAUCGCAAACAUCUUUUAGUUGAGUGAAGUAGAAUGUUGGGCACUGCAACUCAAUCAUGAGAUGAUCUCUAUAUUCAUUACUCUUAAUAAUGAUAAAGACCAGUAACGAUUUUCAAAAGAAUUUUAGGAGACUAUUGAGCCAUUUAUAAUCGUCAAUCAAUCAAAGAUAAAACGGAGGUUUUCGUGUGAUAUCUAAUCUAUGAUAAUUAACGAAUAUUAAUUUCUCUAGUGCCAUGUGUCAUAAUAUACUUGCCAUAUUAAUCCAGUACACCGUAUGAUGUAAGGAAGCUAAGAAAAAGCUUUUAUUUUAUCGUAGCGUUAAGUCGCAUCGGAGUAGAAUGUAUUGUUGAAUUAAAUUAACAGAAGUUAGACACAUUUCUCGAAACGUUAGAAGCAAACCGCUGCGACUUCUUCGGCGAUUAAGCUAAAGGUAGAUCUCUUGCCAUAUUUGUUAAAACAUGCAUGUACAUUAGCAAGGUACACGACGGAGGAUCGUUUUAGCAUAUAUAUUAAUCGUAAGCACGACUGUACGUCAAUCAUAUACCAAAAAAAGGAAACUAGAAACGAGGCUAACACGAGUCAUUCGCAAUUACGUUCUUUCAUACGCAUUAUCGUUAUAUUAUCCUAUAUAUUUAUAAAGAUAUACAUCUAUUGCAUAUCUAUUAUCUAUAUACAUUUCUAAAUUGAAUAUUAUGAGAUUUUGUUAUAUAUAAAUGUGUUCACGGGCGCGUCCAAGAAACGGAAACAUAGUCUUGUGCGACGUUCCCAUUGUAGUUGAUACUAUUCGUUAUUUAUCCUCACUUAUACGUGCACUCGCGCGCAACUAGAGUUUGAGUAGCCGCAGAUGAAUAAACACGUCGGCAUGCCGUGACAUUGCCAUCAUUUUAGAUAGACAUAAGUAAAUGUGAGCAGACAAUAAUGAACGAAGGUUGCGAAUUUAAUAUAUAUAUAUAUAUAUAUAUAUAUAAUAUUAUAGUCAUUGAGAGAAAAAGAUAUAUCCAUAUACACACACAUAUACAUAUAUAUACAUACAUACAUACAUAUAUAUAUAUAUGUAUGUAUGUAUGUAUGUAUGUAUAUAUACACACAUAUAUACUUAUAUACAUAUAUUGGUAUUAGAUGAACAUAUGCUGAUGGUCCCGAGUGGAAAGGAACAUAGUAUCUUUUCUCGUGGAUUCUAAAAAAGUCAAAUCAGAAAAGUGCAAUUUAUUUCCUUUUUGAUGAAGCAAAGUAGAUUUUUAUUUAAUAUAAAUUUAUCAUUAAAAUACAGGUACUUGAUACAUAUAAUUCUGCCUAUGAACGAAAAUGCUCUUUUUAUUAAUGAAUAAAAUAAAAAUUGACUCGGUAUUCCUAGAAUUGAGUAACACCAAUUCAAAUAUAACGCAAAGUUCCUUUCCUCGAUGUACCAUGAGGAUAUUUUUCAAUCGUGCGUUCGAAUAAAAAUAGUCAAAAAUACUGCUGUAGGAGGUGCUAUUUUAUGCGAUGUAAUUGUUUGCAAUAUUUGAAGUUGUUCGAAGAGAGAUUCAUUUUUUGAGCUUUCUUUUCGGCACGCAGGGAUGAUCGAGAUGUUAUCGAAUCCAAAGACUUUGUUACUUUCAUUGCCAAAUAUUAUAUUGUGUAUUAUAUUGUGUACCGUUAUGUUUUAUAUGAUUUCAAUUUUAUUAUUAGCAGACAUCUUAAGAUAUAUCGUAUUUUGCGUCGCGCGUUCGAGGUAGAGGAAAGGGAGCAGCGUGUAUUCAUGCGUGUGACGCACCUUAAUGUAUUAACAUGAGCCCGAAUGUAUGGCGCAUGCAGUGACUUAGUGUUUUCAAAUUUAUUCGGAAGAUUAAAAUCUACGCUUCAGUUCAUGCGGAUGCAAAUGCGGAUCGCGGAGUGCAUUUUGAAUAUAGAUCGAGGUCGAGGAGGAGAGCCAUUUCAAAUGUUCGGCAGGAAGUGUAGUUUUCCAUAUUUCCUCGACGAAGCCCACUAGCUCUUCAAUGGUUUUGAGUUACGGUGCCAAAGCAAAUAAAUAGCGCUUGCGAGAUGAUUGCAUUCAGUAGAAAAAGAGUGAUCUAUGUUUUUCGCAAAUUUUAUUUUUUUUCCCGUAAGAUCACGUAAUUCAUAUUCGAAUCAUAUAUUUUUUUUCUUUUCAGCAUAACGAGAUCGAGAUGCUAUUUAUUGUUUUUCAUUAGUGCCAUACUAUAAACAUAGUCAUAUUUGUACAUUAAUAUAUUGUACUAUUUGUGGGAGACUAUUUGAAUAAACAUGUUUCUUUA